Messenger RNA from Leptomonas pyrrhocoris, 2359 nucleotides. RefSeq lists its product as hypothetical. The coding region runs from base 350 to 2359 and encodes 669 amino acids. The transcript has a single exon. The record is from RefSeq and is a predicted model, not a curated record. Lineage: Eukaryota; Euglenozoa; Kinetoplastea; Trypanosomatida; Trypanosomatidae.
GUACAGUUCAUAAUCCCAACAGCCACAUAAUAAAAAUAUAUUAAUGCGCGUGUUUGUGCUCGUCGCCAUCCGACGUGAUCCGCACGUGCCUUACCCGCCCUCCGUGUGGCAGCUCCAACACCGACUGCGUCAGCAGAGCGCACGAAGCUGGCGUGCGACGUCCACUGCCUUCCUCUGCACGCGCGAUGAGCUUUUUAAAUCCCUGCGGCGUGUCUCGGCAGAGCCGUGCGACCGUGCCGAUGCCCUCCACCGCAGGAACGCCACACUCACCUCUUCGCCUCCGCUGUUUUGGUUCUUUACAGCGCUGCUCGACGUCGCCGGUUGCGAAGGGGACGUGGAGGUGGUGGCGAUGAUCGUGACAGAUCUGUGUCGCGCGUGGCCUGGCGCGGCUGCCCACAUGGAGGUCUGUCGCAGCACACACCCCAGCAGCACCAAGUCCACCACACCUCCUUCUACGUGGCCACCGCCGCCGGAAAGCAUGAAUGAAGAAAAACACAACUCGUUGAACUUCGUGGAGCGCGAGGAAACGCUGCUGGUGCUCCUGGCUGAUGGGGUGGAGGCGGACGCACGCACGCAAGACGCAUUGCUGCGCCGCUGGGGCGUCGGCUCGGCGUGGGAUUACACACGCGCGUUGUGUGGUCGGUGCUGGUGGACCGAGGCGGGCUAUGUAGCCGUACUCCCCACAAACGCAGCUGCCGUCGUCGACGACCUUCUUCGACGCGAGCUGGCACGACUGUGGUUUGACGAAUCAAAGGACGUGCCUGCGUUGACGCCUCUCUGUACGCUUGGUGCCGUCCUCGACGCCGCUCUGGCGAGUGCCACACUGGAAAAGGCUCUCACAAACCGUUUGGAGAGUUUGUUCAGCACACAGCUCGUUCCGCAGGGCUUGUAUGAGGGGGCCUUCCACAAGGCAGUGGUUGCCGUGCCUCCGACGGUCGCGCUCUUCCUGUCUCGGCUGUCGCCCCGCCUGCUGCACGACUGUGUGGUGUUUCAUUGCCACGACCGGCCUUUGUUUCCGUUUGGCCGGCACUUCAGCGACGUGAAGACGACCAAGUUUAGAUCAACAGGUAGCGAUGGCGGCGCGGACGACGACGACGAUCAUGCCGAGCCGGUGGUGAUGCCGUCUGCGUGUCCUGACUUAUUUCUCCCCCUCUCGAGGGAAAGGCAGCGCUCCUCUUGUUCUUCCUCUUCCGCCAAAAAACUACGAGAGCGCUACGACGUUGCCGUGGAGGAGUCGCAACGGUUAGCGGACCUUCUGCACGAGUAUGACCUCCUCUUGUCCAACAAGGGCGCCGUGCGAGUGCCGCUGCCGCCCAUGUCGCGCUACGUCUUUACGCUGCUGCUGUGCCAGUGUGAGUUGCCGUCGACGCUGAUGGCACCAUUUAUUCAUCGCCACGCCGCCGUCGUUGCCUCGCAGGGGUGCGUGUGUGAAGAGGAGGAGAAACGCAAUGGGUCCGACUCCAGAGGCACAGCGAGCAACCACCGCGUUUCCUUCACCGAAGAGGAAAUUGUUUUAGGGAUCAAGGCGUCGUGGGCAUUGCAGCGCUGGACGGCGGCACUGCGUACCCGACCCCCAUCUCGUGGCGUCGUAGCACCACCGUCGUCGUUGCCCUCGUUGUGGGAAGAUGGUGUCCGUAUGCACUCCGAGGGCUACCUGGCGUGGGUGCGAGAUCAAAUGCAGUCUGCACAGCAGGAGGCAAAGGAACUUUUCAUUUGGAACGGCGAGACUGAUACCGCCCUUAACGACACACGUCGCGGUUCGACGUUUUGCACGCUGGAGCAAAACCUCUUUGCCCCUCUCCCUGUGACGUUUCGCGGCACUUCGACCGAGUGGAUUUUGAGCGCAGUGCGUGAGGUGGGAGAGCAGUACGCGCAAGUUCCUAGAUCGUUGCUGUCGGCAGCGGAGAUGGAGUUGGAUGACGAGCACCAACCCAACCCUCGCGAGUCUUCCAUGGUGGUACUUCCUACCACGAUGAGCUCAUGCCCUAAUGGCGCGCGGCUGGACAGUGAAACAUCAGAUGACCCAACCGACGACUACGACGCAGUUCAAGAAAGCAGCAACAACAGCGUAGCCGCCUCGGAUGGAAAGUCCGAGGAGGAAGAGGAAGAGGCUGCCACGCUGCUGGCACACAUGAAUGAGCUGGAGGCGGCGCUGCAGGCUGAACUGGGAAACGCCUCACCUCCUUUUCAUUCGAGACCGCACAGCGCAGAAGGACAACAUACGGAUGGCGUAAAAACGCCCGGGGUGGCGAGUGCGUGGCUGUCGAAGGAGGAUAUGGCGAACGUGUCACGAAAUGAGCUCUUUCUGAAUCAUGUGCAGCUCUUCGGUGAGGAGAUGGCCAACGAGAACUCGGUGUAA